CACGCCCUUGGUUGCGCGUCAUACCUAUAUUUGUAUAAUGCUCAAGUAGUGACACCAAUACUGAUACUGAUACCAAUACUGAUAGUGAUAUAGUGCAUACCGAUACUGAUAGUGACACCAAUACUGACCGCCGUAGUAUGGGUUUAGCCACGAGUAGCGUAUACGAACUAGUAGUUGCCGCCAGCUAGUGAAGGAAAGACCGAAGAGCAAGGAAUCGUGUUUACAAUUUGUGUUUACAAAUCGUGUAUACAAUUGUAGUGACAUCCAAUAUAACAUUAUGGCCAGGUUCAAUGGAUACUCCUCUGCAACGAUCAGGAGCGUCUUCAGGAGAAAGGCCUACGAAAUGGAACUUGCGGCUUCUCCUGGUGAGCUUGACGAGAAUGUGCUGACUAGGCGUGCUUCCAGCAGGGUCGAGAGGGAUCUGACACAAAUUUGUAUCAUCAUCUUGGUCCGCGGCACGAAGGCCAUUAACAACACGAGGACGAUGAAAGACGGUUCUAGGGUUAUAGAACUGGCCAGGCUCUACAACAUUGAAGCUGGUAAGACUGACGACACAGGAUCAGAGACCCUGACUUUCGGUAGAAUUGCGGCAGCCCACCCCGACAUCAUGGGGAUGACGCUACUAAACCUGUUGCGCACAUCACCUGAUGCCUACCAAUAUCUGGAGAGGACCAUGCACCUGCCUCUCACACUGCAGUUUCCGAGUGCCAUUUCGAUAAUCCCUCUAGAGUGGAGGGACUAUCGAGUAGAGCACCUUGUGUGGUCAGUGAAAUUCAGCCAAACCAUCGCUGGAGUUGCGACAGCCAAGAAACUCAAGGAGACGCGAGACAUGGCCACUAAAUUCUGGAGACUGGCUGCAAAGGCCACGGAUUUCACAGAAGAGGCUAAGCACGAAAUAAUGCAGAAACUGAAUGUUGCUGCACCCUCAGUGCGCUAUGCUUUCGAUCUUGUUGAAGACGAAAGUUGUUGAAAAGCGGUAUGGCCUCCAUGGAAGCAACUGUUAUGCAGCUGCAGCAAUCUGGAGCCAUAAUAGCAACCAUCUUAGGUGCGCCCCGAUUCACAGCCGCCAUGCCACCUGCCAGACCCUUCUAGAGAGUUUGUCAUCGCGGUUUAUGGCUUGGUGUUUUCCUGCAGGGAUGUACAUGUACAUAGUUUUUUAUUGGCGAUGUAGCCAACCAUUUACUCAUGAAACUUUGUUUAUUUGAUGUUAUGGCCAAUUCCACCGUUACGGACGUUACGUUUACAUGCAACUUGCAACUUUCAAUAGAUAAACAAACUAACUUGCAGUUGAAAGAACAGUUUAUUUUCUCUUAUACUUGUAGUAUGCACUCUGGUGUUUAACAUAGUACAACAACUUUGUUUUAGCUUAAUUGAUUAAUUAGCUACAAUCAUAAGAAACGAGCGUUACGGAUGUUACGCAUUGUGACAUGACUUUUUUACAUUUGGUACAUAUUAGUAAAACUCUGUGAAGUUACUUCCUUUAGUUUGUUUUAAUAACUAUGUUGAUGUAGGUUUGUCCCCAUUCUAUAUAAACAUGAAUAGCAAGUUUGAAAUUAACACUCCUGUAUUGUCUAAUUACUGUAAUUAAAGUUGUUACGGACGUUACAUGUAUGAAAAUAUAAUGAAAAAUAACUGUAAAGAGCUAUAUCCACGCUCUAUGUAUGCAUAAGCUCAAACAACAAAUAUGAUUAUAAGAAGUGUAUUUAUAGUUCUAUCUUCUCAUGCCCACAUUCCUAAAUCAUAGGUGUAUCUUGCAUGGUUAGGCCUAUAGCUAACAGACCAGUUUACUAAUUAAUGUAUUGAUAUUCAUGGAUGUUUCUGGCCCAAACGCCUAGUGAUGAGCUAUUUCGUUCACCUACUUGUUUCAAGUAUGUUUCUAUUGUUUAAUUUGUUUUGCGUACAUUAGUUGUUCCUACGUCAGGCAAGCUUCAGGUAAACCUCAGGCAAGCAUUGGGGUUGUCAUGGGUAACCUUCGUGAAGGAAGUAUGCAUAAAAAUUGAAUACAUUAGUAAAGUGGUCUAUUCUAAACUACAGAUCUAUACAAAACAAUGAGUGUAGUAAAUGAAAUGAAAAACAGUUCUAGCAAGUCAUGUUUAAUUGUGCUCCAUAGCAACUACAUAAUACAUUAUGCUCAAGCUUUAUGGAACGCCACUUCAGCCUUCUUUAUAUCUAUAUUAAACAGAAGCCUGCUCCCCAUCAUCACAAUUUUGGGUGAAUCCAAUUUAGCGAUUAAAUCUUCUUUGGGGUGAAUGAAGACUUGUUCUUCUCCUGUAGGCCAAGUGUAAAGAUGGUUUUGCUUGAUCAUGUAAGACACCAUAUUGUUCGUCAUGCUUGGAGACAACCUGCGAAAUGUAAAGGCAUAAGCACACUUUGUUGAGCCUUCUCAGCAAGUUAGAGGAAAUCACAUUUAUAUAGUACAUUUGCAGUUGAUUUUAAAAUAAGGUUGUUUUGUUUGUUUGAUGUUUA
Messenger RNA from Priapulus caudatus, 2466 nucleotides. RefSeq lists its product as uncharacterized. Gene Ontology annotation, molecular function: RNA binding. The record is from RefSeq and is a predicted model, not a curated record. NCBI's taxonomy places the organism in Eukaryota, Metazoa, Priapulida, Priapulimorpha, Priapulimorphida, Priapulidae. The coding region runs from base 278 to 970 and encodes 230 amino acids. The transcript is spliced from 2 exons.